AUGGGUCAAGAUUUACCAGUGAGAAAGUUCAAAUGGAUGAAGGACUUUUCCAAGUGGCAAGAUACCGCCUGCACGCUUGAAGUUCACCUUGAAUAUCCAGACCAUCUUCACCAGCUUCACAAUGAUUAUCCUCUUGCUCCUGAGCACAAGAAUGACAAGCUCAUUCCUAACCUGCAAGACAAGAAAAAUUACAUUGUGCAUCACAAGAUCUUGAAGUUCUAUUUAGCACAGGGUCUCAAACUGACAAAGAUCCACAGAGGUGUAAGUUACGAAGAGUCUAAUUUCUUGAAAGAAUAUAUAGACUUCAACACAGGCCAACGCGCAAACGCCAAAAAUGACUUAGAAAAAGACUUCUUCAAAUUGAUGAACAAUGCGAUAUUUGGCAAAACUAUGGAGUCCGUCAGACGUAGAAAAGACAUUACCUUAGCCACAACUGCCAAUCAGCUUCGAAAAUUAGUCAAUAGUAACAACUACAACUCACACAAAAUCUUCUGCAAAGAUCUAGUCAUGGUAGAACGACAAAAAGCAGAAGUCUAUCUCAAUAAGCCAAUAUUUAUGGGACAGGCCAUUUUAGACCUCUCUAAAGAGCAUAUGUAUGACUUCCACUACAGUCAUAUGAUGAAAAAGUAUGAACACAAAGCACAACUGCUGUACACUGACACUGACUCACUAGUCUAUAACAUACAGACUGAUGAUAUCUACAAAGACAUGCAGAAAGAUGCUCACUUGUAUGACUUCUCUAAUUUUCCAAAAGAUCAUGAGUUGUUUUCAGAUGUCAAUAAGAAAGUGAUUGGCAAGUUCAAAGACGAAGAGGCUGGCAAGGUGAUCUCUGAGUUCAUAGCUUUGAGGGCUAAAUUAUAUGCCUAUACAUGUGACAAAGACUGUGAAGUCAAAAGUGUAAAGGAAUCAAGCGACAAGUUGUGA
Lineus longissimus is the source of this 924-nucleotide messenger RNA. RefSeq lists its product as uncharacterized. The transcript has a single exon. The record is from RefSeq and is a predicted model, not a curated record. Bases 1 to 924 code for a protein of 307 amino acids. NCBI's taxonomy places the organism in Eukaryota, Metazoa, Nemertea, Pilidiophora, Heteronemertea, Lineidae.